UAUCCAUGUUACAGAGAGAGAGUGCGAGGAGUUGCGCAGCCCGGCCCUGGGGACAGUGACGUUGACAGGUCGCCUGUUCAACGACAGAGCUACCUACAGCUGCGAGUUGGGCUACCAUGUGGGGCUACCAGUUACAGUGAUAUCCAUGUUACAGAGAGAGAGUGCGAGGAGUUGCGCAGCCCGGCCCUGGGGACAGUGACGUUGACAGGUCGCCUGUUCAACGACAGAGCUACCUACAGCUGCGAGUUGGGCUACCAUGUGGUGGGACUCAAGGAACGGACCUGCCAGGCUGACGGCAACUGGUCCGGCCAAGCUCCUGUCUGCAAGCAGAAUGUAUACUGCAAGAACCCGCCUCACAUUGACCACGCUCGCCACAACGCCCUGCCAGAACAGACAACGUUCGACCUGGAUGCUACGAUCCAGUACCAGUGCCUCACCGGCUACGUCACGAAUGGCUUCCCCCGUGCCAAGUGUCUGGCUAUCGACAACGCUGCUUCCUGGUUCGGCCCGGACAUCUCCUGCGAGCCACGGUCGUGUGGCGCGCCUCAGGAUACGGCGCACGGGUGGCACGCCGGGGAGUGUUACACGUACGGCUGUCGUGUCGUCUACCACUGUGCAGAUGGUUUCGAGCUGGUGGGCAGAAACGAGCGCACUUGUCAGGCAGAUGGUACCUGGUUCCCGAAAGAUUUGCCGGCCUGCGUGCCCGUUCAGUGCCCUCCCCCAGAGAACCCGUCUCACGGCAAAGCCAUAUUUACAUCAUGUUCGUACAACUCUGUAGUGAGCUACGAGUGUGACUACGGGUACACCCUACUGGGCGAGUCCACUCGUCGCUGUGGGGCCGACAAAAAGUGGUCGGGCACUAUGCCCAAGUGCCAAGAAAUAAACUGCGGUCAUCCAGGCGUGCUCCACAAUGGUUGGUUGGAAAAUAUAGAGUCCGGUACAGGACUGGGGGCCAGCAUCAUAUUCCGCUGCAGGGAAGGGAUGCGGCUGGAAGGCAACACCUCCAGCGUCUGUCAGAUAGACGGCAAGUGGAGAUAUCCUCUCCCGCAAUGCCUUGCUCCGUGCGUGGUGCCCACGGUGCAGCAAGGCCGGGUCAUAGUGUCCAACACGUCCCGCCCCAACAUGACCCAGAGCUCGGGAGAACCACUCAUGGUCACUCACGGGGAACACUUGUCACUCGAGUGCGAGCCUCGCUACGAGCCAACCCUCAACAACACUCCCAUCACUUGCAACAACGGCACCUGGUCCCACAUCCCCCGCUGUGUACCAGCUCGGUGCAAGUAUAUGGCAAAGGCUCCACGAAAUGGGAUGGUAAUCGCUCCGAAGACUGAGCAUGGGAUGAAGGCACGUUACCACUGUAAAGACGGCUACACGCUGAGGGGGGAAGCCACCACCACCUGCCUCUUCGGCAACUGGACAGGAGAGCCUCCGUACUGCCAGGAAGUGUAUUGUCCAUUCCCGGGAUACGUGGAGAAUGGAAAGGUCCUGUUGGUGGGCAACAUGGGGCUGUAUGACUAUCGACCCUAUGUGCGCAAGGUGACAAACAACAAACAGAUCAUGUACGAUUGUAACAGAGGAUACGUGCUUUCUGAUGGACCACCAGGCGCCACUUGCGUUGGUGGUCGCUGGAGUCCCAAGCAACUGCCAAGAUGUGUGCCAGGCCAGCACCCCAGACUACGGUGGAGCCGAUCUGUACGGACCAAGCGUGCUGCCUUGCUACGUCAAUGGCUGAGAGUGCGACGAGCAAUGCCAGGUGGUCAGAGCACCACUGUAAUGCGCAAGACUGCUCCCAGCCCUAAGAGUAAUGACAAUGCUGCCACUGCAGGCGGCCGUGGUCGAGGCGGUACCAACACUGCUGCUAAGUCCGACGAUGUACCAGACGUGGAGGGUGACGGAGACGAGAAGUCUCCGGACGGCAGCACUCCCACGGGUGAGGGAAGGAAGAAGCCCAAAGGCAGCAAAGGUGGCAAGAAGAAGACUGGGCCGAGGAAAGCUGGAAAGCCAUGUGAUGCCAUCACUCAGGAAAUAUUCAUGAAACUGGAGAUUGUGAAGCCAGGCCGAGAUCCUAAUAUCACGUACUCACACGGGGUCGUGGUGAAGGUCAGUUGUCACCAAGGAUAUGGUGUUAACAUCGGUGAGAACGGCACAGCACGCUGUGCACGAGGCAAGUGGAAACCUGACAAGCCACACUGCCGCAUAUUGCCAUGCUUCGUGCCGCACAGUGAACAUGGCAUCUUCACAAGAUCGACGACAGAGAACGGUCGCACAGCAGGAACUGUCCUCAAUGAAACGACAGAGAUUAGUCACAACGAGGUGGUGGAAUUCUCUUGUACUGCAGGCUACAAUGUGCAGGGCCCUGGCAACCUCAAGUGUUGGCAUGGCCAGUGGGCCGUCUCCUCUCUCCCUGACUGCACCCCAGCACCCUGUGAGUUGCCGCAUAUCUCGCAUGGACAGUACCUCCUGGGCUACCGCGCUGGUCUCACCAUUGGCAAUGGCUCCUCCGUCAUGUUCCAGUGUGAUGUCGAGUAUAAACCCAGUACAAUGGCACCAGUAGAGUGUGUGUUAGGGGAACUGCGGCCCCACACCCCCUCCUGUCGCAAAGAUGGAGGAGAAUACAUCACUGGUGGAGACAUCACAAAGGCUGGUGGUGAUGUAGACUAUCUGUCAGGACUGAGGGGUUCAUGUGGACCUCCAGCCCGCGUCCAAGGUUCUCUCAUCUUUAAAAAUGGCGAGCCACUCACUGAAACUGAGAGAAGUUUUCCAGAUGGCACUGAGGUGACGUUCAAUUGCAUCGCAAGCAUAAUGGGGGAAAAGACAUCUUGGCGUAUUGUCUGUGAGGAUGGCAGUUGGCUAGGCCGCUCUCUCAGCUGUGAUGUGGAGGAUCCCCAAGAUUCGAGUGCAGCAAAGGACAACUCAACUUGUAUAUUUCGCAACACAGAGCCUAAUGUCGUUACUUUCUAUCGUGACCAGCCUAUCAAGGAGGAUGUCGUGGAGUUCAUGUCCGGGACAGUCUUGUUAUUCAGGUGCGCAGAUAUUGGCAAGUAUGCAAUGAUCGGGUCUUCACGCCGCCGAUGCUCCCAAGGCGAGUGGGAUGGCCAACGUCCAGUCUGCUUUGGACUUAACCAAGAGAAUGACUAUGCAUUGGAGAAGCCUCCUACUAUCCUGUUCCGCCAUCAGUUAGGGCCCAUCGCACAGAGCAAUGAGGGCACCCUUAUUGUCUAUCCUGGCAGCAUCCUACACAUGGAGUGUCUUUGGAUCCGCAGAUUUGGCACUCCUAAGUGGGUCGUCAGUCACAACUACAGAAAGUAUCCUGAGGGAUGGAGCAGUGAUCCAGGGCGUGAUUCUCAGCUGGAGUAUCGGCUUAGUAUAUUUCACGCCAGCAGGGAUGAUUCUGGCACUUUCACAUGCAUCACACCCACCCGGCACACUCACUCUGUGGAGAUACAGGUCAAAGCUGUACACUGUGCUGAGUUGCCGGCACGCCGAGGUCUCAAACUGAGUACUCAGAACACGAAGAUGAACACACGAGUGUUACUGACCUGUGCUAAUGGAAACUCGCUCAUCGGCGCUCCUGAGAUAGUCUGCCUUCCCUCGGGCAAUUGGAGUGCACCUGUGCCUGUGUGUGAGAGUAUGGAGUGUCCAGAUCUAGGGAACCUCUCAGACCCAAAUCUCAGGGCCACAAUACUGAGCCGGGAGGUGGGUGGACAGGUCAUGUUCAGCUGUACCCAGGGAUUCGGUCUCAUCGGCCCCGCCCACUCUACCUGCCUCCCAGCUGGAGAAUGGGCUGCACCUCUUCCACAGUGUAAAGAGGUGCAGUGUGACAAGCCCGGGGUGCCGGAGAAUGGCUACAUCCAGGGCCAGGGCGUGUACAAGGCUGGGGACCUUGUCCAGUUCAACUGUAAUCCUGACCACAUGAUGGAGGGCCAGCCUAUCAUCGCAUGCCAGGAGAACGGACGCUGGUCUGGGGUCGUCCCUCGCUGUGUACAAGCGUGUGCGUACCCAGGAACCGCCAUCAGUGGCCGCAUGUCCUCUGUCAAGUUCUAUUACCAAAUCAAUGAGACAGUUACAUUUACUUGCGAUGACGGGCUCGUCAUGCAGGGCGCUUCCAUGCUCAAAUGUCAGCACAACGGCAAAUGGUCCAACGCUGUGCCUACAUGUGUCGCCGCUCCCCACAGCUAAACUGCCAGUCCUCGUCUCUACUGCUCAUCACAACUUCAAGAUGGGAGAGUAAAAUAAUUAGUUUGAAAUGUUAACUGUAAAUGUUGAAAAUGUGUUUUUCUUUUGAUUACUGAACGGAUAAUGUUCCACGAAUUUGAUUAUUCUUAAAAUAUUUUUAUAUAAACAAGGUGUAUUGGAAAAGUGACAAAAUCAUAAGUUGUUGCGAGUCUUGUAGUAUUCCACCUAUGUACAAGUUUCUCAUUUUUGGUUUUUUAGAUAAGUGUUAUUAUUUAUGUAGUCCACUAGAAUUUCACAAGUAUGACCUUAACAGUGGCAGUUAGGAAUUAUUAUUUCAAAUUGAUUCCUGUUAUUAAUAUUGAUUGACAUUAUGAGUCACAGUCCAUGUCACAACAACAUGUACUAACACUUUGUGUUUUUUGUAUUUUUAAAUAGGCUUUAGAAAUUUAGCUAACAUUAAUCAGUUAUGUUUUAUCAAAAAGUCUUAUACAAAAAUUAAUUACACAUUUCAGAUUUCUCUUCUCUACAUACAUUCAGCUGUGAAUUUACAAGUGUUGAAAUUGAUGUGAUUAGUAAAAUUAUUAAAUAAUUUUAAUAGGAAUUUUAUAAAACUUUGUAAUGAUGUUUUAGUAAAUAAUUAAUUUUAUCUAGGUUGUUCUUUUUUUAAAGUAGAACAAGUCUCAAUUUAGAUGUAUUAUGUGAUAUAAAACCUAAUACAGUACAACAAAUCCUACAGAACAAUGAAUGAGUGAAAAUUAAUUUUAUAAUUGACAUUUUAUUGUUAAAUACACACUACUUGUUAACUGUCACUGUCAGAAUGAAUGUAAAAUUACUUUUUGUCAAUUCUUGUAGUUCCCAAAUAAAUGUGCUAUUCAAUACUAAGAGAAAUUUUUACUAGUUAUAUCAAAAUUUACAAUGUUUAUUGUUGCUGCUUUUAACCUUUGCUGCAUGUAAAAAAUGUAACUUAAGAAAUACAUAUCUUUAAAAUAGAAUUUUUAACAUUUUGUUCAAAUAAAACCAUAUAUGUGUACUUAGAUAGCUGAAAUUGUUGUAUUUAAUAUUUUUUUUACAUGUUUAAGGAGAGGUAAUAUUUUAUAAUGUAUAUAAUGUUCUCUAGUCAUUUACUUUGAAAAAGAGAUAAUACUUUCUUUGGUGAUAUUUUGAAGAGACUAUAAUUGUAGAUAUGUAUUUUAUUUAGCAUUAGUGUGUAUAUUAAAAUAUGUUCAAUAA
This is a messenger RNA of Homalodisca vitripennis (glassy-winged sharpshooter), 5406 nucleotides long. RefSeq names its product sushi, von Willebrand factor type A, EGF and pentraxin domain-containing protein 1-like. The transcript has 23 exons. Lineage: Eukaryota; Metazoa; Arthropoda; Insecta; Hemiptera; Cicadellidae. The annotation marks the transcript as partial. The record is from RefSeq and is a predicted model, not a curated record.